Molecule: messenger RNA, 2128 nt
Organism: Fukomys damarensis (Damara mole-rat)
Lineage: Eukaryota; Metazoa; Chordata; Mammalia; Rodentia; Bathyergidae
Gene: Wdr76
Product: WD repeat domain 76
Exons: 13
Coding region: 80-1924 (614 amino acids)
Biological process (GO): regulation of DNA damage checkpoint
Cellular component (GO): nucleus
Molecular function (GO): DNA binding; protein binding
Source: RefSeq, a predicted model, not a curated record
CCCCCGCCAAGUGCCCGGCUCUCGCCCGCCGCCCUCCGCGCGCGUUUGGCGGGAAGAUUUGGCAGUCACCUGUGGGAAGAUGUCGCGGCCUUUCGCGGACGGAGAAGGGAAGGUGAAUGAAUUUAAAGAAAAUCAAGAUGUCACUUAUGCAUGUCUGAGACCAGUACAAACUACAGUUUUAGGAAAAACAGCUAAGGUUUAUCUUACCCCCUUCUCACUCAAUGAUUACAAGCUAGAGCAACUCAAGCACUCCAAAUCUCUAUCGGAAAAGAAUUCCAACUACAUGAUGGUAUGUCAGAAGAGUGAACCGAAGAAAACUUGUGAAGAAAUUUUAAUUCCAAAGAUGAAAGUCAUCCCUUCCAAGGCAGAAUCCACUCUUCAAAAAUUGUCCUUAGGUGUUCAUGAUGAAAGCAACAAGCCAGGACACAAAAGCCCUUCAGCUGCUGCCAUUCUGAGUGCCGACAUGGAGAGCAGUGAUGAAGACAUCACACCAGGCGUGGAUGAUUUUUCAGGAUUGUCACCAUAUGAAAAGAAGAGACUAAAGAACAUAUCAGAAAAUGCAAAGUUUUUUGCUUCUCUUCAGUUGUCUGAGNCAGCUGCAAGGCUCCGUGAAAUGAUAAAGAAGAGACAGCCUCCUAAAUCGAAAAGAAAGAAGCCUAAGAAGAGAGAAAAUGAGAUUGGAUGUAGAAGGUCAAUGCGGUUGCUGAAAGUCAGUCCUUCAGGAGUCUCAUUACCAGCACCUCCAACAGCGCCAAUGUUAAUAGAAGAUGAAAAUCCUUUGUUACCUCCUGGACCUUUAGAAAUGAUUCCUGAAAACGCAGAUGACAACCAUGAACUAUUUAAAGGAUUUCUGCAGACAUGGGCAGAAAUGAACAAGACAAGUAGUAAGAACAUGGAGGAGGAGCUAUCUAGCCUUAAAAGCUAUAAAGCCAACUUAAAUGGCAUGGUCAUUAGUGAAGAUAAUGUCCAUAAAGUUACCAAAGGCUCAAUAUCCUCUGUGGCUCUCCACCCAUCAGAAACUAGAAUUCUGGUAGCAGCUGGGUCCAAAUUGGGGCAGAUUGGACUUUGGGAUUUGACUCAGCAACAUAAAGAAGAUGGGACAUAUGUUUUCUAUGUCCACAGUCAGCCCAUUAGUUGUCUUUAUUUCUCACCUGCCAACCCGGCCCACCUCCUGUCCCUGAGCUAUGAUGGCACAUUGCGAUGUGGGGAUUUCUCCAGGGCUGUCUUUGAUGAGGUGUACAGGAAUGAAAGCAGGAGCUUAUCCUCCUUCGACUUCUUGGCAGAGAGUGCUGCCACUUUACUAGUAGGACACUGGGAUGGGGCCCUGUCACUGGUGGAUAGACGGACACCUGGUACUUCUUAUGAGAAGCUUAUUAGUUCUUCUAUGACAAAGAUAAGAACUGUUCAUAUACACCCUGUGCAACGACAGUAUUUCAUCACUGCAGGAUUGAGGGAUACCCAUGUUUAUGACGCCAGGUACCUGAAUCCCCGGAGGAGCCAGCCUUUGGUCUCUGUGACUGAGCACACGAAGAGCAUUGCUUCUGCCUACUUCUCACCUGUUACUGGUAACAGAGUGGUGUCCACAUGUGCGGAUUGUAAGCUGAGGAUCUUUGACAGCAGCUGUGUGUCUUCCCAGAUGCCUCUCCUCACCUCCAUCAGACACAACACCAUCACUGGGCGGUGGCUGACCAGGUUCCAGGCCGUGUGGGACCCUAAGCAAGAAGACUGUGUCAUCGUUGGCAGCAUGGCCCAUCCGCGACGUGUGGAGGUCUUCCAUGAGACGGGAAAGGGGGUGCACUCCCUCCUUGGGGAGGGCCUCGGCUCUGUGUGCUCCAUCAAUGCCAUGCACCCAACCCGCUAUGUCCUUGCGGGGGGGAAUUCCAGUGGGCGGCUGCACAUUUUCAUGAAGCCAGGAAGCUACUGAAUUCUGGAGUAGGUUCACUGUUCAGAUUGAUCACUGUCAGAAGAACCCGAGAUUCCUGUGGCUUUGUGUUAUACUUGGUCAUAUGUUUUAUUUAAGAAAUACACAGUUGCUUGAUGAAUAAGAACCAUGGGCAGGCCUGGUGGUGCGUGCCUGUAAUCUCAGGGCUCUGGGAGGCUGAGGCAGGAAGAUUUCAAGUUUUAGCCC